Molecule: messenger RNA, 1056 nt
Organism: Triticum turgidum subsp. durum (durum wheat)
Lineage: Eukaryota; Viridiplantae; Streptophyta; Magnoliopsida; Poales; Poaceae
Source: the annotation of a GenBank genome assembly
AUGGCGACGCUGAGAUGCACCAACCACACCCUCCUCGGCUCGCCGACCUGCCUCGCGCGCCCGCGCCGGGCGGUGGUGCGCGCCGCCGUCGCCGUCCAGGCCGAGGCGCAGCCCAAGGUCUCCCUCAUCCGGAUUGGCACGCGCGGGAGUCCUCUUGCUCUUGCACAAGCCCGUCAAACCCGUGACGAACUGAAAGCUGCACACACGGAGUUAGCCGAGGAUGGUGCCAUUGAGAUUGUCAUCAUAAAGACCACAGGAGACAUGAUCUUGGACAAACCCCUGGCGGAUAUAGGAGGCAAGGGUUUAUUCACCAAGGAGAUAGACGAUGCGCUCUUGCAGGGAAGCAUUGACAUCGCGGUCCACUCGAUGAAAGAUGUCCCAACAUAUCUACCCGAAGGCAUGAUAUUGCCCUGUAACCUCCCACGAGAAGAUGUGAGAGAUGCAUUCAUAUGCCUGACUGCAAAAACUCUUGGGGAGCUUCCUGCUGGUAGUGUUAUCGGAAGUGCUUCCCUGCGGAGGCAAUCUCAGAUUCUCUAUAAAUAUCCAUCACUAAAAGUUGUUAACUUCAGAGGAAAUGUUCAGACACGGUUAAGGAAACUUAAAGAAGGAGAUGUACAUGCUACAUUGUUGGCACUGGCUGGACUAAAACGGUUAGGCAUGCCAGAAACUGCAACAUCUGUAUUAUCAGUAGACGAAAUGCUUCCAGCAGUCGCUCAAGGCGCUAUUGGAAUAACUUGCAGGAGCAAUGAUGAUAAAAUGAUGGAGUAUCUGUCCUCUUUGAAUCAUGAAGAUACCAGAUUAGCUGUUGCAUGUGAAAGAGAAUUCUUGUCUGUUCUUGAUGGUAACUGCCGAACUCCAAUUGCGGCAUAUGCUUAUCGUGACAAGGAUGGGAACUGCUCAUUCCGGGGGCUAUUGGCUUCACCAGAUGGCUCUAUAGUAUACGAGACGUCAAGAAGUGGAACAUAUUCUUUUGAUGACAUGGUCGCGUUAGGUCAAGACGCCGGCCACGAACUGAAAUCAAAGGCCGGACCUGGUUUCUUCGAUGGCUUACAAUAG